Knipowitschia caucasica is the source of this 1065-nucleotide messenger RNA. NCBI's taxonomy places the organism in Eukaryota, Metazoa, Chordata, Actinopteri, Gobiiformes, Gobiidae. The record is from the annotation of a GenBank genome assembly.
AUGUUUGGGAUGCUGAAACACCACCUCCAACCUGGCGCCUUGCUCUUCUUCCUCUGGCUUUGUCAUCUCAUGGAACAUCAGAAAGUUCAAGCCGGUAACUGCUGGCUGCAACAAGGGAAGAACGGGAGAUGCCAAGUUCUGUACAUGCCCGGAAUGAGCCGCGAGGAGUGCUGCCGCAGCGGGCGUCUGGGCACGUCCUGGACCGAGGAGGACGUCCCCAACAGCACGCUCUUUAGGUGGAUGAUCUUCAACGGCGGGGCGCCUAAUUGCAUACCAUGCAAAGGUGGAGAAACCUGUGACAAUGUGGACUGUGGCCCCGGGAAGAGGUGCAAGAUGAACCGCAGGAGUAAGCCCCGCUGCGUGUGCGCGCCAGACUGCUCCAACGUCACCUGGAAGGGCCCCGUGUGUGGCUCCGACGGAAAGACCUACCGGGACGAGUGCGCGCUGCUCAAGGCCAAGUGCAAAGGCCACCCGGACCUGGAGGUGCAAUACCAGGGAAAGUGCAAGAAAACCUGCCGUGACGUCCUGUGCCCCGGCAGCUCCACGUGCGUCGUGGACCAGACCAACAACGCCUACUGCGUGACGUGUAACCGGAUUUGCCCCGAGGUGACGUCACCGGAGCAGUACCUGUGCGGGAACGACGGGAUCGUGUACGCCAGCGCCUGCCACCUGAGGAGAGCGACCUGUCUGCUGGGCCGCUCCAUCGGCGUGGCCUACGAGGGCAAAUGCAUCAAGGCCAAGUCUUGCGAGGACAUCCAGUGCAGCGGGGGAAAGAAGUGUUUGUGGGACGGGCGCAUGAGCCGAGGCCGCUGCGCCCUGUGUGACGAGAGCUGUCCGGAGAGUCGGACGGACGAGGCCGUGUGCGCCAGCGACAACACCACCUACUCCAGCGAAUGUGCCAUGAAGCAGGCCGCGUGCGCCCUGGGGCUGCUCCUGGAGGUCAAGCACUCGGGAUCUUGCAACUCCAUUUCAGAAGACCGCGAGGAGAAGGAGGAGGUGGAGGAAGAGGAGGAGGACUCAGACUACACAACCUAUGUCCAGUUACUCCCUUUGAUGGACGGAUAG